AUGGCUCCGGCAUCAUCUUCGUCGGCAUACGCUUUCAAGCCUGGCGGAUCGCUCAAGCUCAAGGGAGAGGACGGGAAGAAGGACAAGAAAAAGAAGAAGAAGAAAGUGAGAUCCUCGUUCUUACACGACGCUAAGCACGCAGCUGCUUCCACGUCCGCAUCAGCAUCUCGCUCCUCAUCGAAACAAAAAGCGACGGACGACGGUGAGCAUGAUCUCGAAAGGCCAGAUGCUAUCGAUAGUGAUGGUGUCAUUGUAGAAGGCAGAAAGAUGACCGAAGCCGAGCGCAAGUUCGAAGAGGUUCGCAAAAAGCGCAUGCACCAGCGCAUCGCAAAAGAAGCUCGCACCUCGCACAAAGAAAAGGUGGAUGCGUUCAACAAGUAUCUCGGGUCGCUGUCCGAGCAUCAUGACAUUCCCAAGGUCGGUCCAGGCUAG
Mycosarcoma maydis (corn smut) is the source of this 432-nucleotide messenger RNA. RefSeq lists its product as uncharacterized. Lineage: Eukaryota; Fungi; Basidiomycota; Ustilaginomycetes; Ustilaginales. The transcript is spliced from 2 exons. Gene Ontology annotation, cellular component: nucleolus. The record is from RefSeq and is a predicted model, not a curated record. Bases 1 to 432 code for a protein of 143 amino acids.